AUGGCAUCGAUUUACUCAAGACGUUUGCCGAGUCGAUGCAUCAGAGUCCUGGUCCUCCAACCUGGAGCUGGUCCCGACCCCAUCACUACGAACCUGCGAGAGGCAAGCAUUGAUGACCCACCUUCAUUUCAUGCCCUAUCAUAUGUCUGGGGCGAGCCGUCUCAGCGCGGAGAUAUUCGAUGUCAAGGCCAACAGGUUUCGGUCACAAAGAGUCUGUUCGACGCCCUUCGCCACUUUCGACUUCCCACCGAGGAGGUACUCAUCUGGGCCGACGCCCUUUGCAUCAACCAGGAUGAUAUGGAGGAACGGGCAGAGCAAGUCCAGCUGAUGCGCGACGUUUAUUCACGGGCGUCUCUUGUUGUUGUAUGGCUCGGUCUUGAUCAAGACAAUGAGACUGCGCGUGCUAUGCCGCUGAUGGAAGCGAUCUACCAUGCAUGCGAGGAUCAAGCCCUGGCUCGCGGGGUUGAGCUACUGAGCAUGGCUCACUUCACGAUUGCUACGGAGAAGAUGGAAGGUUUCGCUGGUGUCUCCAUCUCUAACAUCGCCUCGACCGCCCAACGUUUAAGCCUGCCGAAGCCCGACUCGAAGAGUUGGAAUGCCCUCAAGUGGCUCCUAUCAAGGACCUGGUUCACAAGGGUGUGGUGCGUCCAGGAGAUUGUGCUGGCACGUUCAUCUAGGGUUUAUGUCGGCUCUCACUCGUUCGAGUGGGAUAGGCUGGGCGUCACGGCCGCCUGGCUUAGCGAGCAGAAUCUUGCGAACGACUACGAUGUACCAUCUGAACUCGACGGAAUCGCCUGGGAAAAUGCAUACAGCAUGUUUGAUAAAAGCGAGCUUUCAGAGUUUAGCUUCCUUGAGAUUCUCUUGAGCUUUCGCGACUUCAACGCUACAAACCCCAGAGACAAGGUCUAUGGCUUACUGGGACUUAUCAAUGAGGCAACUCUCGAGGGGUUCGCUGGUGUUGACUACAGAAAGACUGUUGCAGAGGUCUACAUCGAUGUGGUGAAGGCCUCAGUAGCAAGCAGUGAAAGUCUUGCCCCUCUGUGCUAUGCUAAGCAUGGUGUUGAGUACGAGCGCACAGAAUUUCCGUCCUGGGUACCCCGGUGGGAUGUCAGCGAGGACGUCGGCAACAUUCUUCACAGCAUGUCGAUAACGGCGUGGGAAGAGGGAGAUAAACACGGUCUGCCAGGUCUUGUUGACUUUCAGUCUUCAACAGAUGGCAAGGUCCGUCUUUCUGGUGUGCGCUUCGAUACUAUUGCCUGGAUCACCGAGGUGUUUGACAUCAGUCAUUUCAAAGAGCACAUAUCCCCUGCCGAAGCCAAGACGCAUCCUUUCCUUGAGAUUUGGCACCGAGUGUCAUCGACGAAGUCUUACCCACUAUUCGGUUCAGAAGAUGCCCCAUUUGGGGCAGUCCUUGAGAUGGGACUGACACUCACCACCAACUUCACGGAAGGCUACGAGUUUGUGUUUGAUCUGGAGCCAGAUGACCGACAUCGGUUUUACGCGGACUAUCUUACUUACAUCAGGAAACUCUUCAGUGUUGCAGGAAAAACCCCUGAUACUUACGACCCUUUGGAGGUGGCACUCUGUGAGGGCGAUGCGGAUCGCUUUCGAAUCGCAGCGUCGAGAUCUUGCGACCAAAGACGCAUUUUUGAAACGGCCAGUGGCUUCUACGGACUAGCACCAGCCUGUGCAAAACCGGGCGAUGUUGUCGUUCUCCUUUAUGGUGGACCCAUUCCAUUCGUUCUCAGACAGACUGAAGAUGGUUGGAUCCUGCUUGGUGAUGCCUUCGUAGGGCCUCUGAUGCCAGAGUCGGAUAAUGAAAGCAUCAGGGAAAGGUUCGGCAAAGAAGAGCUGUUUAUUCUCGUAUGA
Messenger RNA from Colletotrichum chrysophilum, 1869 nucleotides. RefSeq lists its product as uncharacterized. The coding region runs from base 1 to 1869 and encodes 622 amino acids. The transcript has a single exon. Lineage: Eukaryota; Fungi; Ascomycota; Sordariomycetes; Glomerellales; Glomerellaceae. The record is from RefSeq and is a predicted model, not a curated record.